ACGACCGUGUGUGUGUGUGUGUGUUUGUGUGUGUGGGAGAGACGUAGCCAUGCCACUGGUGAAGAGGAACAUUAAGCCUCAUCAUAUGUGUCGUGUUCCUGUCCCUGAGAGCAUCGGCUCUGAGCUGGAGUGUGUAACCAACAACACACUGUCUUCCAUCAUCCACCAACUCAGCAGCCUCAGUAAGCAUGCGGAGGACGUGUUCGGGGAGCUGUUCAAUGAAGCCAACACUUUUUACAUGCGAGCGAACUCGCUGCAGGACCGAAUCGACCGCCUCGCUGUCAAAGUCACACAGCUGGACUCCAGUGUGGAGGAAGUGUCUCUGCAGGACGUGAACAUGUGGAAGGCCUUCAGAAGCUCCACCACAGAGGAUCAGCAGGUCAUGUCCCGGAUCAGUAUUCCCAACCCUGUAGCUGAGAUGUACAGCAGCUGUGAGAAACCUCCGGCACUCAGUGUGCUCUCCACCUACAGAGAGGAUCAUGUAGACGGAAUGAAGUUCUACACAGAUCCAUCUUACUUCUUUGACCUCUGGAAGGAAAAAAUGCUUCAGGACACAGAGGAAAAGAGGAAAGAGAGGAGGAGACAGAGAGAACAGAGGAGUGUAGAGGAUGGAACAUUACAGCGAGAGGUCCGGAAAGUGCGUAAGGCGCAGAAUCGUCGUCAGGAGUGGAACAUGAUGGCACUUGAUAAAGAGCUGCGUCCAGAUCACAGAAAUCCUUACAGUGUCCAGCAGGGGGCGCUGUCUGAUAGCUCACUGUCUCCUGAAGCCAGCAGAGCGAACUGUCCAAACAUUCCAGACCAUGCCCACUUUUUGCUCAAUCAUGCCUCAUCCAGUUCCAGUGAAGGGGCGGAGCACGAGUACCAGAGCAUUGGUGGACCAGUGGGCGUGGCUGAUAGUGUUUCCACUGGAUACAGGUUAAAUCCGUCUUCCUCUGUGCACAUGGCCACUGGGGGCGGGGUUAAUGGUGACAUCACCCUUCCACCUGUAGACUAUGGUUUGAUGGAAUAUUAUGCCAGCUCUGGUCCUUCUCACCCUCCUACUAUUCCAGCCCCACCCAUUUCCAAUCCUGGACCGUCCAGUUCUGCUUUAUCCUACCCCCUCCCACCUGUCCCACUUCCUGGGCCACUUCUAACCCCGCCCCCUCCAGGGCCUCCACCUAUACUUCCUGCUUCGUCUCACCUGAUGGGAACAGGGGAGGGGCGGAGCAAGGAGUCUCAGCCAAUCACAGACGGGCGCAAUGAUUUGCUGUCAGCUAUACGGAUGGGUAUCCAACUAAAGAAGGUUCAGGAGCAGCAGGAACAGCGAGUGAUGAGGGAAUGUUCAGAAAACGACGUGGCCUCCAUCCUGUCCAGACGCAUCGCCGUCGAGUACAGCGACUCCGAGGACGAGUCUGAGCUGGACGUCAAUGAGUGGUCCGACUGAGACACACACACACACACACACACACAGUCAAAGCAGUAAUGCAUCAUGUCUUGCCCAGGUUCUCCAGAAUGUGGCGCUCUGCUCUAACCCUCACACUGCCAUCAGUAGAAACUGUGUUCAUCUGCAGACUGCUUCGCUGCACAAAGUAUUGGCACCCCUUUUACUCAUCCAUGGACAAGAACAGUGCGGUGAGCAGAUACGUCUCAGAUGGACUACACUCACACAGCGUGAUGGAUUAUUUAUUCUUAUUAAUUUAUUCUCUUAUGUUCUGUCUUCCUUCCCAACCUGCUACGCAAAAAUAAAAUUUAUAUUUACACCAAAU
Messenger RNA from Hemibagrus wyckioides, 1745 nucleotides. It is a transcript of the gene wasf3a, whose product is annotated as WASP family member 3a. The record is from RefSeq and is a predicted model, not a curated record. The coding region runs from base 50 to 1423 and encodes 457 amino acids. NCBI's taxonomy places the organism in Eukaryota, Metazoa, Chordata, Actinopteri, Siluriformes, Bagridae. Gene Ontology annotation, cellular component: lamellipodium; SCAR complex; cytoskeleton. Gene Ontology annotation, biological process: actin cytoskeleton organization; positive regulation of Arp2/3 complex-mediated actin nucleation. Gene Ontology annotation, molecular function: protein kinase A regulatory subunit binding; Arp2/3 complex binding; actin binding. The transcript is spliced from 8 exons.